AUGUCCGUCAAUGUAUGUGUUGGGCAAACGAAUUACUAUCUAGCUCAAGGAAGAGGGAUCAGGCGCAUCAUCGCUUUAUUCAACAACAUCGAGGACCUCGUCACCGAGAAUGACAGAAGAUAUGAUGAGGAUGCGGCCACUUUUGAUCAAGACCAUCUGCAGACGGCGUAUGAUAUACUGACGAGAACUUUGCCAUGGAUCGUGAUGUGGUCCUCCGAAAUAGAGCACAAUGAGUAUAUACGCAUGAUUAAAAUGCUUAGGCAGGGAGCUGAUGGAGCUCGAGGAGACGACACAUCAAAACUCAAGGCUCUUGUUGCCGACUGGGUCAAUCGUGAACUCAAACCGAAUCCCCUGGUGGACCCCGACGAUAAACAUACUCGCGGGUUCAUCAACGACACGUGUGGCAAGUUACUCUGCACGGCCGAGCUGGACUGGAAUAACCCGGCCACGAAGGCAGGGAUUCGAGAUCGCUCUCAAGGUUAUAUUGUGGCUUUUAAGGCUGUCUUCACGUCACCCUCCUCAGCAAAGGACGUCGAGGGCGAGGGCGACGGCACAGACAUCAUCGAGAACAAUAGACGUGCCAGGAGGGCUGGCUGGGGACUCAAGGUAAAAAAACAUGUUGCGCAGAUAAUUAAGAUGGAGAAAGUCACUCCUCGCUCGAUUGCGUAUAUCGCCUGUCAAGUACGAUUUGCACUUUCUUCCAUCACGUUGUGGCGGACCGUUGAUGGUGACUUUGACUAUAUACUAUUCUGGCGAAGCGCAGCGUCGGGUCAACAAACUCCUUGAGUGGUGGACUAGGAAGGUCUUUGGUAGGAGUCGGCGUGAGGACCUUACCGACGUUAUGAGGUCCAGCAUGUCUGUCAAUGCUCUCGCAAGACAGAGGGCGGAACUUGACGAUGCUGCUUUCAAUUCAAACUAAGGGUCUAUUGUCGUUUAAUACUAUAUCGUGCUUUGAUAAUCCAUGAAUACCUUGAUUCAUACUAUUGUGCCUCUGGCAUUCUUGUUAAACAU
Messenger RNA from Suillus fuscotomentosus, 1011 nucleotides. RefSeq lists its product as uncharacterized. Lineage: Eukaryota; Fungi; Basidiomycota; Agaricomycetes; Boletales; Suillaceae. The transcript is spliced from 9 exons. The coding region runs from base 1 to 786 and encodes 261 amino acids. The record is from RefSeq and is a predicted model, not a curated record.